Molecule: messenger RNA, 987 nt
Organism: Calliphora vicina (urban bluebottle blowfly)
Lineage: Eukaryota; Metazoa; Arthropoda; Insecta; Diptera; Calliphoridae
Product: neuferricin homolog
Exons: 1
Coding region: 16-849 (277 amino acids)
Cellular component (GO): endomembrane system; membrane
Source: RefSeq, a predicted model, not a curated record
ACAACAAAUUUAAAUAUGAUUGCAUUUAUAAAGCAUAUUUUUAAAUUACAAUUCCUGCUUAUCAUCGUGGCAAUUUUGGCUGGUGUCUAUUAUCCGGAAAUUAUGGAAGUGUUAAGAAACCAAGUUUUACCAUUUGGCGAAAAAACUGUAGACGUGCGCUAUGAAAGUGCUGAAAAACUCUUAAAAACGGAGGAUGUUAAACUAUUUACCAAAGAAGAGCUAGCAACAUUUAAUGGUGAAAACGAGAUGCCCAUAUAUUUGUCGCUAUUGGGCAGGGUAUAUGACGUGUCUAAAGGUGCUAAACAUUAUGGCCCCGGUUGUUCAUAUAGCUAUUUUGCUGCACGUGAUGCUUCGGUUUCAUUUAUUACAGGAGAAUUUGAAAACUUUAUAGAGGAAGAAGCUGAUGAUGUCUUAAGUCUUAAGCCAGCGCAAAUGUUAAGUCUAGCAAAUUGGCAAAAUUUCUACGAAAGUGAUUAUGUCUUUAAAGGAAAACUAAUAGGACGUUUUUAUGAUGCUAAUGGAGAGCCCACCAAAUAUUAUCAUAAAUAUUUAGCUUUAUUAGAGCAGGCACAAGAUGCCAAAGCAGCCAGUGAAGAAUUAAGACUCAAAUAUCCCGACUGUAAUAUAGAAUGGUCGAAGGAUAAAGGUUCACAUGUUUGGUGUACCCUAAACAGUGGUGGCAAGGAACGUGAUUGGGUGGGCUAUCCUCGCAAACUAUUUCAGGUUGGCAGUGAUAACUUUAGAUGUGCUUGUUUGCGCAAAGAAGAUUUGGAAACCACGGAGGUGAUGGUGAAACCCUAUGAUGAUUGUGAGAUAUUUGCUCAUGAGUGUUAUUAUCAUGUAGAUUAAACUCUUUUAAGUUACUUCGUAGAGUAAAUUUCAAAUGCAAUACAAAUUUUUUUUGUAACUUAUGUACUUAGUGAUUUUUUAUAUACAUUAAUAUAUAUACAAAUUCAUAUAUAAUAAAUAUUUAACAAAUUUUGUAAA